Molecule: messenger RNA, 21414 nt
Organism: Coregonus sp. 'balchen'
Lineage: Eukaryota; Metazoa; Chordata; Actinopteri; Salmoniformes; Salmonidae
Source: the annotation of a GenBank genome assembly
AUGGUUGUGACAGCGGUGGCUGGUAUGCCUGUUUACUAGUUCCACAAUAGCUAUUGUGAGGCGUGUUGUAAUUUCCUCUGUGUAGUAUCCUCACCUUAGUCUUAUUCGCUGGGCACACAAUAGCACACACCCAGCCGCUGUGUGUGUUAGCGUCAUACUGUGUGUGUGAGAGAGAGUCACAGUGUGUGUGUGUGUGUGUGUGUGUGUGUAUUUGUGUGUGUCUGAGCUUCAGAGUGUUAGUAUCACUGCAUUGUGCCUAUUCCACAUUCCACAAAAUUAUGUUUUUAGAUUAUUUCCCCCAAAAUGUUUAUCGCUUCAGAUUGAAACCGUAGAUGAGAACCGCAUUGAAUGAAUAGUGUUGUGAAAAAGGGCUAUUUCCUCAUCGUCGGAAGGCAUGCAGUAAAUGCAUGGUUUACGAGGUCAGGAAUUUACGCACACAGAGGUUUCCAGGCGGGGUGUUUUGAUUUGGUUUUGAUGAGGAUGUUUUGGGCCUCUUGGCUACUGACUCGAGUAACGCCGCCCGUCUCCGCUCUGUCUGUGUUUACCACUCACAAUGACCUGGAGAUAGGCUCAUUCUAUUCUUGUUUUGUCUGGAUGGUGUUAAUUGUUUUGGUUUUGUCUCAUUUAGCCUAGCGCCCUAGUGCCUGGCUUAUGAUGACUUUUGAGUGUGGCAAUGGUUCUUAUGCAGACUUUUGACUAUGGUAAGUUGCUUAUGUGUAGGGCCUUCUCAAAUCACUAAAUCACAGAAGCUAGACAUUAAAACGGAAUUCAACAAUAUUCAAAAAUGUAUUGACCUUGGUAGGAAAUCAACUAAAUCGAUUGAACUUAUUAGAAAAUGUAUAAAUUUUAUCAUAAGACAGUUUAUCAUAAGACAUGAACAAAAUGUGUCAGUGAUUCAUAUUCCCUGCAACUUUCUGCAACUGUCUGUGAUGCACGUGUAUAUCUACCCUUUGUGUAGCCGUUAGCGAUGAUGCUAAUGAUAACCUUCUUCUUGUCGAGAUGGAAAGGCUUUCUCAAAAACCUUCACAAUUAAAUGUUAUUUACGAAGUAAACUAUGCCUACCUGGCAGAAUGAUAUCAUGAUUAUUUGCAUCAAUCCAGUGGCCUUUUGUUUUGCAAGCUCCGUAAUCACGUGCACUACAUAAACCCAGCUGACUAAAGAAUGGUCUCUUGCUGGUGCACAAUUGAAUUCAAGGGUAACUACACUCAACAUUUUAUCCUGAUGUGGUUUAAGCGUUGUUGUGGACUUAGAACAUCCAAUAAAAACAUGUAAUUGUUUUUCUCUGUACCAGGAAGUGUAGUUCAUCCAUCCUUGCAUUAAUUCUAUGAUGCAUGUUUUUAUUUAUUUAUUCUUUAUUUAACCAGUGCCCGUAUCCACAAAACAUAGGAUCUAGGAUCUGUCCAUAUAAUAUUAUUAAUUAUGAUCUAAAAGUCUAAACUGAUCCUAGAUCAGAACUCCUACUCUGAGACGCUUUGUGGAUACAGGCCCUGGUCACAUUGGGAUAGGAAUCUCUUUUUCAAGGUAGCCCUGAGUCCUUUAGGUGCCGGUUGUCAUUGCUAUGACCUGUCAUUUGCGUCACAAACUGUGUCAGUACUGUUACUUACCACUCCAUGACUCACCACCUGCGCUAGUACACGUACCUACUAACACACUGCCAUUACAGUGAAAUAGCAGGGCAGAAAUACACACACACACACACACACACACACACACACACAGCUGCUAAGUGGUUGCGCUAAAGCAGGACCUCUAGAUUCACUCUUCUGUCAAUACAUUUUGUCUGUAAUUGUGUUUUGAGUGUUUUCAUAUCUAAUCAGGUCUUUGUCUAAGUGUAGAAUAAUGUAUGUGUGGUUGAAUAUCUGCUCUGUUUCAACCACCGCUGCACUGCACGUCCUCAGUGUACUUUGAUUAGCAUUUAGCAUGUCACCCAUGAGUAAAUUAGGUGCAUGUGUGUGUGAGAUCGCCUGGAUGACCUAGGCUGUGUGAAGAGCUGUCAUUAUGAGGCUGAUGAGGCUGAGACACUUGAGUUUGCAUUAACACAGUAAUACACUUGAUGAACCUCUGCUCUGCCCCCACCUCCAUGUAUGGCUCUCCUUCCUUCCCCCUCUCUUACUCUUUCCUCUUUCCUUCUCUCUCUCUAUCUCUCUCUACUUUUCCUUCUCGCUCUCUCUCUCUCUCUCUCUCUCUCUCUCUCUCUCUCUCUCUCUCUCUGUCUCUGUCUCUGUCUCUGUCUCUCUCUCUGUCAUGAUUAGAGACUGAUGAGCAACACUUCAGUUGUCAUUAACACAAUGACAUACCCUGCACCCUCGUUCUGCAGUCAACACAUCUCUGAUACCCAUGCAUACAACUGCAGAUGGAUGUGGUAUGCACUGCAUGUUAGGUAGCCUACUCUGUAAACCACUGUAGCACUGUCAUUCUCAUGAUAACCUCCUAAAACUGAUGUCAGAUGUACGCUGUGAUCAGACAGACAUGAUGUCACGAUGGCUGUCACCGCUCGUCUCCCUCUCUCCGGUUCCCGAUUGGCUGUGGCAGGUCGGCGGGUGGGCCCAGCGCUUCUAGCUGGAAAAAAGAGCAGUGUUUUUAAACGUUUGGGCUAAUGUCCCUUCACUCUCAAUGAAGAUCACAUAUAACCACCGGCUGGCAUUGACUAUGUAAUCUGUUUCUGUCACCUCCACCCUCCACUCUGUGGGCUGGGAACACAACACACUGAGAGUUUUUAUCCCAGCUUAGGGCCUUCACAGCAACCUUUGAAAUGCACUAAUUGCUCUUUUAUCAUAAAAUAGAACAUUUGAUAUGAAGUGAAAUAAUACAAAUGAUUUCCUGAACAAAUACAGCUUGUCCAAUUGCACAGUGUUGAGUAAUAUUAGUUCAGGUGUGAACAAAUGUGUCAUUUGUCAUGGAAAACAUUGUUGUGUAAGGCCCUGUCAAACAUUUUCUGGCCUAUCCAGACAAAGAAUCGACGGAGCCCAGCCUGGGAGACGACAUAUCAAAUCAAAGUGUAUUAGUUACAUACACAGAUUUGCAGAUGUUAUCACAGGUGCACCGAAAUACUUGUGUUUCUAGCGCCAACAGUGCAGUAAUACCUAGCAAUACAAACAAAAACAAUACACACAUAAUCCAUAUGAAAGGGGACAGUUUAGCGAUUUCAUCAAUCGUGGUUUCAUCUCGCUGUGAUAUUUUCAGCCGGAUUUAGAGCUCUCAUUGUGAAAAAUUACGAAAUAACUUCGUAGAAUUGAACCACGACCGGUUUCUCUUGGUCACAGAGGGACGAAAUCCCUUCAUCCGUAAAGCCGAAGUUGUAACGAGUCUGCAAACAUUCUAAUGGGGUCUCUGCGUCGAUCAGAGGAGGCUUGGCAGAAGAAGAAAAAAAGCUCUAUCACUAAAUGUGAUCAUAUUUGUUUUACAGUUAUAUGAAAGGUUAAAUCUUAUAAUAAGUCAUUUAUAAUAAGUCAUUUACCUCAGCAAUGUAUAACUAUCUUUAUCAGAAAGGUGAGUUCCAGACCUUUCUAGAACUAUGCAGCAUUACUAGUUAUUGUUUAUGGCCAUCUCAUGAAAAUAAUUACUUUUGGGUAUGUCUAUUAUCAAAAAUUUUCCCAUAACGUUCUGACACGAUCGGGACCUGUUCCUUGUGAUGGUCAACUAGAAACUGCCUCUUAAGCAUUUACCCCAAAAACAUCACCCCUAAUGUCGCUUUAAGGGGGUUCAAGUUUAUUAUGCUUUAAUAAAUUCACCUACAAGUUUGGCCCUGCAUAGUUAUUGUUUUUUUCAUAUGGGAGUUUAUUUUACAAUCGAAACUGUGGAGGUUAAGUUGAGUACCAGGCCCUGUGGAAGGGUUGCCAGAUUCUGACUGAUUUGUGUUUGUGAAUAGUACAGUGUGGUCGUGGCACCUCCCUCCCUCUGACAUUUGAAUGAAGGAAAAUACUACACGCCUCUACUCCCCCUCCAUUGCUCUGGGUCGAAGUUGCACUUCAACACAGAUCUAGGAUCAGCCUACAAUCUCCAAAUCCUAAUCUGAUUAGAUCUUGAUGAAAUGCAAAAAUGACCUCAGAUUACUGUGUAGUGUCAACUUAAUCCACUCCCCCUUGCUUGCGCUCAAUCUAGGAUCAGCUAUCCAGUUUACCCUCCCCAAAUCCUAACUUGUUAGGGUGAUGUGCAAAACUGACCUUGAAUCAGUGUCUAGGGGCAAAUGCAUCCUAGUCCUCUUCCCCCACACUGGGCCGUCUCACCUCUCCAACCAAUCAGUUACUCUUAUCAGCAGCGAGUAUUUGAGUGUUUACAUUUGAACAGUGGCCAAAGCAAAUAGGACCGCACCAAAUACUAUUAUCCAUGGGGGCCCGACUCCAAUGUUUACACCACCAUGCCAAUUGCUCCUUAAUUUUCGCUCCAUCUGUAUGAAAAUGAUUUACAGACGAAUCCGAGCUCAAAAACACUUGACCACAGCCUCUAUGCAAACAGUGUAUCACAUUUACGCACCCUCCUGAGAUAUAGACUUCUCACCAACUUCAAGAAAACAUCUGUGCUCUGGUAUCUUUGUCUGAAAUCAGAGGGCGAUUCAAUUCCGCCUUUCUAUGAAUAAUUGUGUAAAUAGAAUGUCAGUUGAUUCAUAAUACAUCACACACCCACUUAGGUCUGUAAACUUUGUGAAAUGUAAAAUGGCCAUAAUUUUGAUAGGAUUUAAUUAGCUUUACCGGUACCGCCUUAUUCCAGCCCCUGUAGCUGCUUAUUCUGGUCAGUGAGUUCAGCUUACCACUUGAGUACGUCAUCACUAUAUGAGUCAUGUGGACCCAUCUUAAGUCCCAAUCCUCUGACUCCUUCAGAACUCUCUGCUCUACAGUAUUUGUACAGAGAAAGUCAACUACCCUCACUAACACUGAUAGCCUGAUCCCAGAUCUAUUUAUGCUAUGUUGCCUCUUUCCAACUCCUACUGGCAAGACUGCACAAACAGAUCUGGGAUCAGGCUAUACAGAGAUGCUGUAUCUAUACUGUAGCUGCCUUAAAGGUUUAAUAUCACCAUAACCUGCUCCCAACUCCCUCUAUAGACCCAGUGUUCCUCCCUACACUUCAAUAAACCACCCUUUCAUUUUAUAGUAACGAGAGAGAGCAUGCUUCUGUCCCCUAUGGCCCGGCCUGUUAACACUGGGGCAGCCUGCCAAGCACAAUACAGCAUAGGAUGCAGAGAGAGAGCAGUGAAAGAGAGGAGAUAGUGAGAGAGAGAGCAGUAAGAGAGAGAGAGAGAGAGAGCAAGUGACUGAGAGGGGGGAGAGAGAGAGAGAGAGAGACAGAGCACAGGAAGAGAGCGCGAACUGCAGUAAUAGAUGAUACGGCCAUAACCCCUGAAAAGCUCUGUUGCACAUAAAACGUAUGUUCCCCUCUGUAAUACAGGAAGGUUUAGGCCUGGAUUGCUGUGCCCUGUGUUUAGUGCAGAUUUGUCAUGUCCCAUGUUGGAAUUUCAUUGAAAAUUCUAAAAAAAGAAAAGUUUAUUUUGAACUUUAGUCUUUUGUGAUAGAUAAACACAGGAGCACUAUCAUAAUGAGUCGGUAUAGUAAUGCUUCAUGAUGUGAGUAAGUUGUAUGUACAAUUUAUUAGGUAUAGUUUGCCUCUCUAACUGCCACUUGGGCUGAGGAAUAGAACGGCAUAUUUCCCCAAAACGCAAACGAAUGACUAAUUUGACCUUUUAUGGUUCCUUUUUUCAUUUUCCACAACUUCUUUCUCACUAACUACCGCAUGUUAAAAAUGCUUUUCUUAUUAUACUAGCGUUUAGACCGUAGAGAGAGGAAGGGUAGGCAUGUCAAGUCGAACACAUGAAAGCAUGUUCCUGCUUCAGCUGGCCACACCGCAAGCCCUGCUAGCUGCGGAGAUGGGUGUCCCGGCUAGUUCCACUUCCUGGUCCUCUGUUGUUGUGUGACGGUGUCUGACCCAAAGACACACACACUAACUCCCACAGGGCUUCUGGGUCAUACUCCAGUAGUCAGAGAGCUCGAGGGGCUUAGAACACCAGCUAACAUACGUGACCCGCACCACUACACCCUGUUUAUGUCCCCCAACUCCAUUGGGUACCAGGUGUCAUAAGCUUGUGGUUUUCCAGACUUUCUCGUGACGUUACACUGUAAAAGGUCUCGCCCUCAUUUUUUGGGGGUGGAAACUGUUCACACGUGGACACACUGGAGACCUUUGUUGUAUAGUUAAAGUCUGGUCUGUUUCAAUGUGGCUUAUGCUUUCUGUGUCCAGUAUGAAGGAAGUUAAUCCUUAAGUCUAUUGACGCACCCAUGCGUCAAUCUCAGUAACGUAAUAAAAAAAUCCACAUCAAAAUCCAUCAGUUUAAGCUAGAGAUAUUAGUUACUAUGGCGGCCUUCCGCAUCUGCGGUGGAAGGUGGCCGAGCUGCAGCGGUGUUUGUCGGACCAUGAGACAUCCCGAAAAUCGGUCUUCUCAUUAAAAUGUCUGUAGAGUCUGAACGGUUUGUCCUACAAACUAUUAUGACCCCCACAAGUGUCACGGGACUCGUCUGAAGGUAACCCAUACAAACUAAUGGAAGUAUGGAGGUAGUUUUGUGCCAACAAAAUAAGGGAUUAAAUAUGUGUCCAAAAAAAACUAAAAUAUUUCCUGAGCUUUCUUAACUCCUAGAUAUAGGACAGACGCUUCAAGACCUUAUUCCUUAUGAUUUAUUUUUUGACAAUCUUUUUUGCCAUUUAUGAAUGUGUUAUUCAAUGCGUUUCUAUGGGCUAGUAGUAAAGGCCAAAUUCAAUAUUUUAUCUUUUAAUCUUUUUUUUUAUACCUAAAGUGUUCCUAAAAUAAAAAAAUCUAAUAGCUAAAUGAUCCAUGGUAUGACCAUCUUAAAACAAUUCCAUAUGUUAGCUUAGCAUAUACCUUUCAGUCGUUGCGCUUUCGCUAGUUAGCAAUUGCGGUAGCGCUGGUUAGCAACUUCCUUUAAACUGCACGCAGAGACUUAAAAAUGGUAUCCACAAGUUUAUCUGACUCUGGGGAAGUAGAUAAAUGGCAAAUUCCCCGAAGUACCCCUUUAACGUUAUCAGCAUGUCCUAUAACAAGUGUGAUGAAUAUACUGUUCAAUCAUGUUGUUUCUCUGCGGAAUUCCCCAGACUUUUGACUUGACAUUCACAUGAAUUAAAUAAACUUUAUUGAUUCCCAAAGGGGAAAUUUGAUGUAUUGGAUGAUUUGUGAACAACUUUUACCGCCGGCACUGUUUCUGACACCACAUCACUGUUGUUUUCCCCCCUCAGGAUGAGUACAGGGCAGAGGGCAUCAGCUGGCACAACAUCGACUACAUCGACAACACAGGCUGCAUCAACCUUAUCAGCAAGAAGCCGACUGCGUUGCUCCAUCUGCUGGAUGAAGAGUGCAAGUACGUGAGCUGUCAUGUCAAAGCCUUUCUCUUUUCUCCAUCCUUUUUUGUACACCUCUGUCCUAGUUAAAGCAAUACCUCAGGGCACAUUCCUGCAAUGUCACAUUAAGAUGUGUACUUUCUUAGCCAAAACCUAAAUCUGCAGUAAAAAGGGUUUGUUCUUGAAUGUCCUCAGGCUCCAUAGAACAUAGUAGUUGGGAAGGAUUAAGCAGGGCUCAGAAGAUGGUGCUGUUUAUAUACAGUCAGGUCCACAAUUAUUGUCACCUUGAUAAUGACCAAAAAAUACUGGAAAAUGUGAUUAUUAUAUACUAAUACAAUUGCUCAGAGAAAGAGAUUUUGUUUAACAAGUAAUAAAAAAGAUAGGGGUCAAAAUGAUUGGCACCCCUGUUUUCAGUUUUCCAGAACCCCCCCCCCCCCUGUGAGAAUAAUGACACUAAGCCUUUUUCUAAAAUGUUUUAUGAGAUUGGAUAAACACAUUGGGAGGGAUCUUAGACCAUUCCUCCUUACAGAAUCUUUCCAGAUCCUUGAUAUCCCCCCAUACACAAAAAUGUAUGCACGCAUGACUGUAAGUCGCUUUGGAUAAAAGCGUCUGCUAAAUGGCAUAUUAUAUAUUAUUAUUAUAUAUUAUAUAUAUCCUUUGUCUGCUCUUAUGGACAGCCCUCUUCUAUUCAAACCACAUAUUUUCAAUGGGGUUCAUGUCCAGAGACUGAGAUGGCCUUUGCAAAAUGUUGAUUUUGUUUUGAUGUGUGCUUGGGAUUAUGGUCUUGCUCGAAGAUCUACUUGUGGCCAAGUGUCAGCCUCCUGGCAGAGGCAACCAGGUUGUUGGCUAAAAUGUCCUGGUACUUGGUAAAGUUCAUGAUGCUGUUGACCUUAACAAGGGGGCCCCAGGACCAGCGGAAGCAAAAUAGCCCCGUAACAUCCAAGAACCACCACCAUAUUUUACCGUAGGUAUGAGGUGCUUUUCUGCAUAUGCCUCAGUUUUUUGACAAAACAUGCGGUUUGAAUUGAAUAGUGAACUCCAUAGGCGCAGACGAAGGAUAUCUGGAAAGAUUCUAUAUGGAGGAAUGGCUUAAGAUCCCUCCCAAAGUGUUCUCCAAUCUCAUAAAACAUUUGAGAAAAUAGGCUGUGUCAUUAUCCUUGCAAGGGAAGGGUGCUGGAGUAUUGAAAUCAAAUCCAAUUUUAUUUGUCACAUGCACCGAAUGCAACGGGUUGUAGACUUUACUGUGGAAUGCUAGCUUACGAGCCCUUCCCAAUGAUGCAGAGUUAACAGAAAUAAGACAUAUAAAAAUUUAAAAUAGUAAAUAAAUGAUGCCUUUUUACCCUCAUCUUUUUUUGUAUUACUUGUUGAACAAAAUCUAUUUUUCUGAGCAAAUGUAUUAGUAUAAAAUAAUAUCAUUAAAAAAAAAAGAAUCAUUCAAUAUAGCUCAGUGUUGGUAUUAUUUAUUUUAUACAGUCUUUUUUGCUCAUCUUUAUCAAGGGUGCCAAUCAUUUUUAAUCUGACUGUAUGUCAAACUUCUUUAGAACAAAGCCAAUAUAAAACCAAGUUGGUUACAUUGCUGGACUUUCACUCAUUUAUAGUGACCUUAGAGUCACCCUCCUUAGUCACCCCUUGAAAAAGAGACUCUGGGUCUCGAUGGGCUUUUCCUGGUUAAAUAAAGAUUUAAAAAAAUAAAAUAAAAAAUAAUAAAGAUUACAGACAAGAUGUGGAAUACAACAGACUCUCUUCAUUACUAGUGAAAUGCUUGAUUGAUUACGACGUUAGCCAGGCUAACUUAAGCACAUCAAAAUUAUACUCAUUCAUACGUUUGCCUUUUUGGGGCACAUGUACACUUUCGCUCACCCUUUUUAAAAGCCUCUCACACAGGCCACUUCACAAUACCAUCUCAAUCCCACAUACAUUGAAGCCUCGCACACAAAAACACACAGGACCACCAUGACUGUAUUAGCCAUGCUAAGCUAGCUAACCUAGCCUAACCUAGCUAUUAGCGCUGCUAGCCACUUAGCUCUGAACACUGAUCUGGAUGUAAUAAGAAGUGGAUGGAUGAGUGUGGAUGGACUGCUUUCCCAGAGCCACAACGUCAAAAUGGGAUCUUUUUCCCCUCUUAAAGGCCUCCCUCCCGGGCCUCUCACGUGAUUUAUUUCAUCACAUGGAGGAACGCGAUGCUUAUCAUUAUGAUUUCAUCAUUUAUAGUUAGCUUUAGCUAGCUUGCGGUCUCUAUCAGACUCUCUCUCAAGGAUAGCAUUUGUUUCCAGGGGCCCUACUACAGGUUACUCCAUUUAUAACGGGCCAUUGAGGCGUUCUCUGACCCCAAGGGGAACUAGGAUGUGUCAUAGCCUCCGAGGCUUGUUUUAGUGAGUGGUGUGUAGUUUGCUUUAAUAAGGAAGCACGCUACUUUGUACAGAGCAGAGGAGUCCCAUAGCGUGCUUUAGCUAAUGGCCGAAAGUUUGCGGCAAUGUGUAUGAGAAAAAAAGCUGAUACCAAUUUACCCCGGUAUACCUUAGGAUUAUGUUUGGUCUACAUUCCCCUACAUAUUUUAUUGGAUAUUGAAGCUAAAACUGUUUAUUUGGCUUUGAGUUCAAAUGUUUCAUAUGAGGCGACAGAACAGAAUGUCACCUUUUAUUUGAGGGUAUUUUCAUACAUAGCUGUUUUACUGUUUAGAAAUGAAAGCACUUUAUGUGCUGUAUCUAGUCCCCCCAUUUGAAGAUGUCAAGUAUUUGGAAAGAUCACACACAAAGGUCAUAACCCCAAGACAUUCUACCUUCUCAGCAUUACCAAUAACAGGGGAGGUUACACUUUUGACUACUUUAAUACACAUAUAAGUGAAUUUGUCCAAAUACUUACAACACCUUCAAAUGGAGGGACUCUGUGAUACAUUUGAGCCAGAUCCUGCCGGAACAGGAUCUGGCACCUCUCCGUUUUGGACUGUUGCUCUGGAACCUAUUUGGCCGGAUCCGAUACCUCUUGUGGCAUCAAAAAUAAUUGUCACUUUUUGAAUAAAAGCGAUCAAAGUUCAUUCUAGUUGCCUCUUUGUGAAUUCUCCUGCACACCCCAAAAAAUGUCAUGUGAAAAAGUAGAUUUUCAGCCCGGGCCUGAUAUUCUAAGAGUUAAUUUGGGUUUGGUCCGGGUUUAUGGUUCGCGCAACAUUGUAACCUAUGUUUGAGACCAACGCGUGGUCGUGGCUGUGUGAGAUGCGCGCCUGUAUCUCUAACAGAACUAGAAUGAGAUUCACUUUAUAUGAUCUAUCUCCCUCUCUCUGCUCUGAUAGACAUGAGCCUGCAACUCAAUCUCUCCAGCGUUACACUUCAUCAUUUAUUUCCUUUUAGAAUCAUAGGGUUCUGGGGGAGCACAGCACCCCUAAUAAAUUGAAAUACAUUUUCCAAAGUUAUAGAAUUACUGCUGGCUGUUCAGAAAUUAAUGAAAUAAUUCAGAAUAGCCUACUACACCAUGAGAAGGCCUAUAAAUUAGCCACAGAGGAGCAAUAGCUUCUUUUUUUUAAAUUGCCUAGCUGUGGAUUGUGUGUAGCCCAAUAACAGGACUUAGUUUACAGUCGGGAAGGUGCGGCAAAUCUGUCAGUGAACAGCAUGCAGAGAAAAGACUUUCGCAACAUUUCAAAUACACUCUCGGGAAAACACAGGUUGGAAAGCAAAUAGCUCCUGCUGAAAAGAGAGAACUCUAAUCUGUCUGCUGUAGGCUACCAACAUUUUUGAUCAACUUCCAAAUAUUGUUUUACAAAGUAAAAAAAACUAUAAUGAGAGAGGCUUUUGGCACGAACGAAUCGGCCAUCACCGGCAAGUGAGAUGCGCAUCAUUGGGAGAGUCAGUGAAACUGAAAAGCAUUUUUUGGACUAUAAUUUCCUCCUCAUAUUGUAGCCUACAAUAUGUUUCCACACACCUAGGCCUAGGCUAUUGAUGCAUUCAAGACAAGGUUGUUUUUAUUGUUCUCAGUUUGUCAGUGUCAAAGUAGCCUAUAAUUUUGUUCAUUUUUGCAGUAUUAAAAAAGAUUCAGCCUAAGUCUCCAGUCAUGUAAAAUUACGUAGAAUUGCAUGAAAUGCGUUAAUAAAAGGCCACCUUUUUAUUAGACCCUAGGCUACAAAAGCAUUUCCCCAUGUGGGUAACUUCUGCAAGUGCCUCUACUCUACUCUUCUAUGCCACUAUGCAAAUGAUAUGCAUGCAAUGCUUUAUUAUAAAUAAAUAAAAUGCUCAUGCCCCCCCCCCCCCCCCCCCUUGUCCCUUUAGUUUCCCCCAGGCCUCUAACCAGACCCUGCUGGACAAGUUCAAGCGGCAGCACGAGGGGAACAGCUACAUCGAGUUCCCCGCUGUCAUGGAGUCCGCCUUCAUCAUCCGCCACUACGCCGGCAAGGUCAAAUACGGGGUCAAGGUAAGGACUGCUGAUGUGAUUUCAUGAUGACAAUGUGUCCGUAGAUCGGUGUACUCAUCUGUCAACCACACAACAUUCUCAACAACAGGUCAUGCCACAUGUCAGCCUGUUUGUCAAAGUGUAUGUCAUUAUUGACAGACACUGGCUUUGUUGACUGAUGAUUGGCCUUGACACAAGCCUGAAUGUGCUACUGGGCCUCUAAUAAAACCAAUGAAAUAUUCUGUGCCAGAAAAAGUGUAACUAGGUGUGUAGCUAGAUACUUCCCUUCAGAGAGAAACAAUCCCAAAUUCUCAGCAAAAGAAAAUGACACAGCCGCAAAAAAUGCAUUCAAAGCUCAGUUAUGACACUAUGGUAUUUGCCCGGAACUUGCACCAUUCUUCCAUUCUGUAAGUCAUUCGUCAGACUACUCAAACAUACACUGAGUGUACAAAACAUUAGGAACACCUGCUCUUUCCAUGACAUUUUACAUUUUUACAUUUUAGUCAUUUAGCAGAUGCUCUUAUCCAGAGAGACUUACAGUUAGUGAGUGCAUAGAUUUUCAUACUGGCCCCCCGUGGGAAACGAACCCACAACCCUGGCGUUGCAAGCGCCAUGCUCUACCAACUGAGUUACACGGGGGCCCAUGGACUGACAGGGUGAAUCCAGGUGAAAGCUAUGAUCCCUUAUUGAUAUCACUUGUUAAAUCCACUUCAAUCAGUGUAGAUGAAGGGGAGGAGACAGGUUAAAGAAGGAUUUUUAAGCCUUGAGACAAUUGAGUGAAUGGGCAAGACAAACUAUUUAAGUGCCUUUGAAUGGGUAUGGUAGUAGGUGCCAGGCGCACUGGUUUGAGUGUGUCAAGAACUGCAACGCUGCUGGGUUUUUCCCGCUCAACAGUUUCCUGUGUGUAUCAAGAAUGGUCCACCACCCAAAGGACAUCUAGCGAACUUGACACAACUGUUGGACGCAUUGGAGUCGACGUGGAAUAUGGAAUGUUAUCGACACCUUGUAGAGUCCAUGCCCCGACGAAUUGGGGCUGUUCUGAGGGAACUCAAUAUUAGAAAGUUGUUCUUAAUGUUUUGUACGCUGAGUGUAUAGUUACUGAAAGGAAACCAGUCCACUUGUUGUUCCAUUGACCUGUUUUGCCAUUUGAAUCAGAUUCACAGUCCAGUUCCCUGCUGUGUUUUGAUAUAAAGCUUUAUAUAUGCUGGAGGUGAUGAUAUUGUAUAUAGGCCCACCCAUAACAGCUUUAACUGUAGAUAUGAAGCUCUCACAUAUCAGUUGGCAGCUACCCAGCAUGUAUGCUAUUGUUGUUUGUGUGUGAGGUGUAUGCAGUGUGAGUCAGAUACAUUAAACGUGUUAGUAACAUGGUUGAUAAUUAACACAGCUGGCACAUAAGAAGCCAUGAGUGUAAAAACAGGGAGAGUACAUGGAAUUGUGCCUGUGCGUGCGACAUCAGUGCUAUUAAACAAAUGUAUUUAUAUUCCACCGCAGUGUUUCUUUGCAUGCUCAAGUAAAGGGCCUAGUAUUCUCUUGCACGAUGAUAUGAAAUAUGAAAAAACUAAUUGAUGCUCUCUCCUUAAAGCCCUGCCUGGUGAUAUUCUUAUUUCUAAUUGGUCUAUUAACAUUAGUUUAAUAGACCAAUAAGAAAGAGAGUUCCAAACUUCUCUGCCAAUAACAGCUAUUUUUCAGUUUUCCCCUCCCCACUCAGACCACUCCCAGACAGUCCUAGCUAAAUUCUUGCUUGAGAAAUUGCUCUUUGCUAAGCAAUUUGUUUCUUUUUGACUAUUUUAAAUUAAAACAAACAAUCCAGAGUGAGGUACUUAAUUAUUACCCAGAAAUGAUUUGAUAUUGAGGAAAAAACUGCUGCAUUGGACUUUUAAACAAGGACACAUUUGCACUCGGUUUUGGUUUCGAGCUCGUAAGUGGUCCAUAAUAUCGUCAUUACCACGAGUGUCAUAGUUCUCACACAUAAAGCGUAGCUAAUUACGUUGCUAAAUGCUAGCCAGUUCAAUCCACCUCAGAGCCAUCCCCUCCAUUGGGUAUAUUAGUUGGUUCAUAGAUUUAGUAGCUCAUAGAUUUACAGUUAGUAGAACGAACACCCAAGUGUUCAAUUAAUAGAUGCUUACCAUUAACAGUUUUACUUUAAGUUCUUAACAUUUUCGUACUGGUAAUUCCACUGGUACAGUAUGGUGUAGCUCAUGUCUAUUAUCUGUAUAUCUAUAGUUGAUCCAGUUGAUAGAUCUCAUCUGUAUACUAUCUUCCGCCCCCCCUACAGGACUUCAGGGAGAAGAACACGGAUCACAUGCGUCCGGACAUCGUGGCCCUGUUGAAGAGCAGUAAGAACGCCUUCAUCUGUGGCCUGAUGGGCAUUGACCCCGUGGCUACCUUCCGCUGGGCCGUGCUCAGAGCCUACUUCAGAGCCAUGGUGGCCUUCAGGGAGGCCGGGAAGAGACACACUGACAAAAAGACUGGUGAGACUAGGGCUGUUAAGGUGACCGUAUUACCGCCACACCUGCGGUCACGAGUCAUGACGGUAGUCAAAUUCCACGUGACCAUUUAGUCACGGUAAUUAGGCUUCUCCAAGCUCUGAUGCUGCUGAUGGUCUUGGUAGCCUACCAAACUUGCUAACUGCCUGGUACUCAGCACUCUAUUGUCCCUCUAAUCACUCUGACAUCAAUGCAAAUGUGAUCGAAAAUCUAAUCAAACACUUCAUGAGAGUCCAUGAGCUCAUGUUGCGCAAUAUUUCUAUAGGCUAUGCAAUUGCGUGAGAAAACAGAGUGAUGGCCUCUAUUAAAAAGAGGAGGAUCCCAUCAGUUUUCUAUAGGCUAGGCCUAAUUUAUUUAUUUAUCAACUUUCCAAAUAUUAAGCACUAGUGGCGAUUUUAGCAUGUCAAUCUUGGUGUCGCAAACAUAACAAAAACAAUUGGGAUGAAUGCCAGCAAAGUCACAACACAACACAACACUAAACAAUACAUUAAUUGCACUAAAAUGGUGACAAACGGUUCCCACAAACAGAGCUUUCUUUUCAGCACCAUGGAGUGAAUCCUUACCACUGCUACACCUGUUUCUGACAGCGAAACAGUUCAUUAAGCCUCAUUAAAAAAAAAAAACAUAGCUGAUAUGGCUGACUUGCUUAAACAAAUGUGGUUUCUACUGACAAUUGAGAUGUACAAACUAUGGCAUAAGGGGACGACGAGCGGAUAAGAGGCAAUCCGUAAUUUCGAUUAAGACAUUAAUGAGCGAGCUAGGACGGAUGUAGUCUAUAUAACUAUUUGUUCAGCACUUUUGAAAUGUACAGCGACAUAAUUCAGAACAUGGGCCGUUCUUACAGUAUUGUCCCUGUACACCAAGUCAGAACCGUAGGAUAAAUAAAGGGGGCAUAUAAGCAGACAAUGAAAGCUCUUACAAUAUUCAAUGAUUACAUUUCUCUAAAACAGGCUAUAGGCUACAUGUGCACCACCAAGAGAACAGUAGGCUAAGUUAUGAGGGGGAAAGGGACCAAAUUAUUAGGGUGAGGCACAUGGGCUACUAACAACUUACUACACAACAUACACUUAGUAUUACUUUCUUAGCUACAGUAUACAUAUCUCCCUGGCAUAUUACAUCAUUUAUGCAGCACAUACAAGACAGUUUUGGACUCACCUUGUUGUGCUGUGCUUACUUGAACAGGAAGAUGGCGCGGCGGUCCUUGUUGGCAAAUUCUGUAAUCAAAGUCUGGCAUUUUCUGGAUUUAUGGUGCUUUCAAGACAACUGGGAACUCUGAAAAAAAACAAGGUUGAAUCAUGACGUCAGUGAUCUUCAGGUCGGAACUCUAGAAAGAAGCCAGAUUGCCCGACCUGGAAUUCCGAAUUGGAUGACUGUUCAAAAUGUAUUUUCCCAGUCGGAGCUAGUUUUUUUCUGAGUUCCCCGUUGUCUUGAACUCACUGAAGUCUGAGAUUUCCCAGUUCCGUGUUUCCAGUUGUUCUGAACGCGGCAGAAGUCAUGCUGGAUUGAAAGAAUGGCCAAUGUAUUAAAUCUUUUCUGGCCCAUUGUGUUGCAUGUGAAUGUUUAUCCUUUGGAAAAGAGACCCUUAAACCCAGACUUGGACCACACACCCACUCCACUGAAUAGCAGGCUAGUGCCCUUUUUUUGUGUGUCAUUUAGCAGAUGCUCUUAUCCAGAGCGACUUACAGCAGUAAUUAGGGUUAAGUGCCUUGCUCAAGGGCACAUCGACAGAUUUUUCACCUAGUCGGCUCGGGAAUUAGAACCAGCGACCUUUCAGUUACUGGCACAACGCUCUUAACCACUAAGCUACCUGCUGCUCAAUUGAUUCCUUCCAAACCACUCAUUGUUGAAUAUGCGAUUUCCAACUUGUUGUGUAAUGUUCAUUUCCAAUGGCCAAUGAGCACCGACACGCUUUAUCUAUAAUUUCGCUUCAUAUGACAAGGAUUGAAAAUAAUUUGCCAGUAGAUUGUCGACUUGAUUCAUAAUGAUGACCUCUUGUCUAGCUUGCUAGCUAAGAUUUUGAAAGUAUGAUGUUGAUAUGAUCAGUCCAAUCAAAGCUAUGGUAGAUAUAACCUGAUUUGACGUCAUUUUAUCUGUGGCCAAUGACCUUGAGCCUUCUUGGAUGGGCACUUCUAAUGUAACACUAUGGCAGCACCCAAGGGGCUUGAAUUUUCGAGCUCUCCCCGUAGAUUUUGCGGUGAGGUAGUGUGCCCAUGAGUGACAGAACACUGAGCCAAUCACGGCGCAACUAGAGAACAUUACCAACCCCUAUGCUCAGUAUUUUCCGCUGGCUGCCCCACCACCACAGAAAGCACUGAGCUAGGCUGAAACACCUGCAUUUGGGAGCUUCCUUACUCAAGAAAGCAAAAAAGAGACCAUGUUUGUAUGCGGCUUUAUUAACUUAAUUAUUCUUCUUUUUUUUUACAUUGUUUGCAAACUGAUACAGUUGAAGUCGGAAGUUUACAUACACCUUAGCCGAAUACAUUUAAACUCAGUUUUUCACAAUUCCUGACAUUUAAUCCUAGUAAAAAUUCCCUGUAUUAGGUCAGUUAGGAUCACCACUUUAUUUUAAGAAUGUGAAAUGUCAGAAUAAUAGUAGAGAGAAUGAUUUAUUUAAGCUUUUAUUUCUUUCAUCACAUUCCCAGUGGGUCAGAAGUUUACAUACACUCAAUUAGUAUUUGGUAGCAUUGCCUUUAAAUUGUUUAACUUGGGUCAAACGUUUCGGGUAGCCUCCCACAAGCUUCCCACAAUAAGUUGGGUGAAUUUUGGCCCAUUCCGCCUGACAGAGCUGGUGUAACUGAGUCAGGUUUGUAGGCCUCCUUGCUCGCACACGCUUUUUCAGUUCUGCCCACAAAUGUUCUAUAGGAUUGAGGUCAGGGCUUUGUGAUGGCCACUCCAAUACCUUGACUUUGUUGUCCUUAAGCCAUUUUGUCACAACUUUGGAAGUAUGCUUGGGGUCAUUGUCCAUUUGGAAGACCCAUUUGCGACCAAGCUUUAACUUCCUGACUGAUGUCUUGAGAUGUUGCUUCAAUAUAUCUACAUAAUUUUCCUUCCUUAUGAUGCCAUCUAUUUUGUGAAGUGCAACAGACUCUCCUGCAGCAAAGCACCCCCACAGCAUGAUGCUGCCACCCCCGUGCUUCACGGUUGAGAUGGUGUUUUUCGGCUUGCAAGCACCACCCUUUUUCCUCCAAACAUAACGAUGGUCAUUAUGGCCAAACAGUUAUAUUUUUGUUUCAUCAGACCAGAGGACAUUUCUCCAAAAAGUACGAUCUUUGUCCCCAUGUGCAGUUGCAAACCGUAGUCUGGCUUUUUUAUGGCAGUUUUGGAGCAGUGGCUUCUUCCUUGCUGAGCGGCCUUUCAGGUUAUGUCGAUAUAGGACUCGUUUUACUGUGGAUAUAGAUACUUUUGUACCUGUUUCCUCCAGCAUCUUCACAAGGUCCUUUGCUGUUGUUCUGGGAUUGAUUUGCACUUUUCGCACCAAAGUACGUUCAUCUCUAGGAGACCGAACGCAUCUCCUUCCUGAGCGGUAUGACGGCUGUGUGGUCCCAUGGUGUUUAUACUUGCGUACUAUUGUUUGUACAGAUGAAUGUGGUACCUUCAGGCAUUUGGAAAUUGCUCCCAAGGAUGAACCAGACUUGUGGAGGUCUACACAUUUUUUUCUGAGGUCCUGGCUGAUUUCUUUAGAUUUUCCCAUGAUGUCAAGCAAAGAGGCACUGAGUUUGAAGGUAGGCCUUGAAAUACAUCCACAGGUACACCUCCAAUUUACUCAAAUGAUGUCAAUUAGCCUAUCAGAAGCUUCUAAAGCCAUGACAUCAUUUUCUGGAAUUUUCCAAGCUGUUUAAAGGCACAGUCAACUUAGUGUAUGUAAACUUCUGACCCUCUGGAACAGUGAAUUAUAAGUGAAAUAAUCUGUCUGUAAACAAUUGUUGGAAAAAUGACCUGUGUCCUAACCGACUUUCCAAAACUAUAGUUUAACAAGAGAUUUGUGGAGUGGUUGAAAAACAAGUUUUAAUGACUCCAACCUAAGUGUAUGUGUAUGUAAACCUCCGACUUCAACUAUAUGUGACACGUAUUAAUGCCAAAAUAACAUGCAAAAUGUUUUAGAUAUAUUUUGUAUGCUAAACAGAUGGGGGCUCAAAACAGGUGGGGCUCUGUCCUGAAUGAAGGGUUGCCACUGUUAAGCUCACUGCUUCGCUUUACAACAGGAGUAUAGCCUGGCUUGUAUGAAAAUGAACCCUUUUCUGAGACAUUUCUAUAGGCUAUGCUAUGUAAUUGCGUGAGAAAACAGAGUUUUGAUGGCCUAUUAAAAGGAGGAGGAUCCCAUCAGCUUUCUAUAGGCCUACUAUAUUUAUUUCUCAACUUUCCUAAUAUUAAGCACAUUGCUUCUCUUUACAACAGGAGUAUAGCCUACCUGGCUGGCAUGAAAAUGAACCAUGGAAAAAGCAUCCUGCAUUCACAAUUUAAGUGCAUAGAUGACAUGUCUUUUUUUCCCCUGCCCCUGUUUCGAGACAGGUGUAUGAUAAUGGUCCAUUCUAAAUCAAAACAAAUAUCACACAUAUAUUAUUUAAUAUAUGUAAAGACAACAUUAAAUUAAGAAUAGUCUGAUGGGUGACAAUAUUAGCCUAUGACUUGUGAAUGAUGUAUUAUCACUUGUGAAUGAUGCCCAGCUUGUGCAUUAAGGCAAGAAACGGCGCAUACCUUUUUUUUUUCUCUCAACUUUUUCAAAACAUAGUCGCACACCUCAUGUAUCCUAGCCCAUAGGCCUAUAUUUUUUGAUAAGGUUUGUAUCACAACUAAAGUGUCCAAGAAACGUAAUCCGUUUUUUAUAACCAGUGUAGAGCCUAACUGGCAUACAUAGGCUGCACAUGAGUUUCAAGUUUGGGGAAGAUCAUUUUCACCAUAGAAAUUCACCUUUAUAAUUACAUUUUUAUUACAUUUUUAGUCAUUUAGCAGACGCUCUUAUCCAGAGCGACUUACAGUUAGUGAGUGCAUAACAUUUUUUUUCUUCAUAUUAAAGCAUUACAUGCAUAAUCACAUUUGCCAUCACUUUCGAGAACAGUGUUUUCCCGCUAAUUGAUUGCAUUUUGGAACAUUAGCUCUCAUAGCCUACUGCCAUGCAUAUUGCUGCACUCAUAAUGUGAAAAAAUUGCCUGAUAGUUUAUCAACAUUUUAAGCUAAACGAUCAGCCUCAUUGCUUUUAAAAGGUUUUUUGAUGCGAGUGGUUGUAUUAAUUUGGGAUCUAUCGCAUCCCACAACUGUCCCAGAGUAUGUUUUGAAUAUUUAUUUGUUACACAGAAGGAUAGAAUAGGUCAACUUUUGUACUGUUGGGGAUAGUAGAUUGACAUAGGCUAGUGCUUUUGCUGUUCGUUAGGCCUACUCAUCUUGUUGGCUGACGAAAUGUAGGCUAAAUGUGGACAGUUCUAACAUCUACAAUAUGCGCCUCGGAAUUCGAUAAGAGGGACGUGCCCAGGUGCGUCACCGAUGUGGCUCUCUUCUUUCAAUUGUAACCUACUUAGCUGAAAUGCCUGUGAGAAGGACCCGAUCACGUGAUGGGCAUUGGCUACAUCUGAGCGAGCCAUGUGAGUGAGAGUUGCUUCGGAGCGCGGCAGCCGGGAGAAGGGAAUUUUAAUUAGCCUAUUAUAUUCAGCCUAAGAGCACAAUGCCCACUUUGGCCGCAAAAGGCAUGGAUUUUUUAGGGGGCAUUACGGCCACACAAGGGUGAUGCCGCCAGGAAAUUCGAGGCCUGGUGAGACUAUUAUCAAGUGCUUGUCAAAGUCCCAUCAUGCAGCCUUAGAAUGUAUUAAACAUCAAAACAUAUAGCCCAACGUUUGUAUCACAACUAAAGUUGCAUAAAUAACUCUAAAUUAAGCAUAUAGGACCUGUUUCUUUGUAAACCACUCAACACAGAAUAGGCGCAUGUGCGCACUUCCUUUGAAAUCGUUUGGAGAAAAUAUCCUUUCAAUCUAUUAAGGUAUGUUCAAUUGUAUUCAUCAUACUUUAAAAAUAAUGCCACGGAAUUCUAAGCAAAUCCUGUCUGCUAAAUGAACUAGUGUAGCCCACAGCCACAUGGCAUAGCAUACUCAGAGUAUGCUAUUCUGUUCUUCUGAAAUAGACAACAUUUUCUUCAUAUCAUGUUUCUUUAGACCAGUGUAGGCUAUAUUACAUGGAUUUAUUAGACUUUUUAAAAUGUAGAUGUUCCAAAGGUCUGCAUCAGUGGCUUGUAGGCUAUGUGUGGAAGCCAGGAGAUGCUAAACGUAUUUAUGCUAAUUAACAGUAAAUUACCAUGAGACCGGCAGUUAUUUGCUUGACAGUCACCAGCUGACAAAACGUAAUGACCACCACAGCCCUUAGACUGCUCGUGUACAUCAACAUAAACACACACGUAUGUGUAUAUACUCAGUCAAACACACACACACACAUACUCUUGGACAUACACUUGUACACUCUCCCAGACACACACACACUCACCCCUCUUCCACAGUGACAGAGAGCCAUACUCUGAAGCUUCUCGUGAUGUGAAUUGUCUCCCCCCAGAGCUACCACAGUACAGUAUAUUUCCCUCAGUGGGGUGUCAGAAAUAGCAACUGCUGAAAUAUGUGACCUUUCUCCAGGGUUGCUCCCAAGGGAUUUUUUUUGCCACAUAAUGUGUUUCUCCUGAUCCUUCUCCGCCGUUAGACUAGCUUGAUUUCACAACCCCCGAAGUCUAUUCCAUUAUUCAUCGCCAUGGAGACACUGGCAAGGCAGCAUCCUGGAGGUUGAGAGUUUUAGGGGGACAAACCCGACCACUGAUUAUGCAUGGGCUGCUACUUUCCCCCAUCAUCACUGAACUUCCACAUAAGGCUUCAUCUCCAACCAGUUACAUGACAUUCAGUCAAACUUUUUGUAAACUUAACACACACUAUUUCUUCCUCUCUAAUUUCUCUAUCUCUCUUUCUAUCUGUCUGUACCUCUCUCUCUCUCUCUCUCUCUCUCUCUCUCUCUCUCUCUCUCUCUCUCUCUCUCUCUCUCUCUCUCUCUCACAGGGAAUGAUGCUGCUGUACCAUGUGUCGUCAAGAGCGUGGACAGCUUCAGCUUCCUCCACCACCCUGUGCACCAGAGGAGCCUGGAGAUCUUGCAGAGAUGCAAAGAUGAGAAAUACAGUAAGAAACUCCCACAAUCCUCUUUGCUGCCCAACUCACUUUUCCUGGGGCUUACAAAUAAGGAAGGGAACAAUUAG